Molecule: messenger RNA, 1138 nt
Organism: Glycine soja
Lineage: Eukaryota; Viridiplantae; Streptophyta; Magnoliopsida; Fabales; Fabaceae
Product: probable U3 small nucleolar RNA-associated protein 11
Exons: 8
Coding region: 128-817 (229 amino acids)
Biological process (GO): rRNA processing
Cellular component (GO): nucleolus; small-subunit processome
Source: RefSeq, a predicted model, not a curated record
UUGUACCAAAAUUUUAAACGGAAUGUAAUGGUGGGUCGGCCCGUUAUAUGAUGCAACAAACAAACGCAGAAGCCACCACCGCUUGCAGAGGUGAGAGCGAAUCGCCGUCGACGAACACCACCCAAACAUGUCUUCUCUUCGAAACGCCAUUCCUAGGCGUGCUCACAAAGAGCGUUCUCAACCGUCGUCGAGGAAAAAAUUCGGCCUGUUAGAAAAGCACAAAGACUAUGUCCAGCGCGCUAAAGCAUUCCACAAGAAAGAAGGCACUUUGCGGAAACUUAGGGAAAAAGCUGCAAAUAGAAAUGAAGAUGAGUUUUACUUCAAGAUGGUUAGAACAAAAACCGUUGAUGGAGUUCAUAAACCAGAGAGUGAAGCGAAUAAGUACACUCAGCAAGAGCUUAUGCUGAUGAAGACUCAGGAUAUGGGUUACAUUCUCCAGAAGAUUCAGAGUGAGAGAAAUAAAAUUGAAAGGCUUACUGCCUCGCUGCACUCUAUCGAUAAACAGCCAGUGAACAAGCAUGUUUUGUUUGCCGAGGAGAGGGAAGAGGCUAAAGAGUUAGAAUCACAAUAUCAAAAAAGUAAAAUUCCAUUUACUUCUGAAGAUAUUCCUGCUGGCAUUAAGAGGAAAACAGCUCAGUCUUACCAAGAGUUGGAAGCAAGGAGAAGUAGACUCAACCAACUAGAGAAAAUCUACAUGGAUAUGGCAAUGCAGAAGGAGUUGCAGAAAAAAGGCAGGAAGCGCAAACUAGGUGAAGACGAGAUUGUCUGUCCAACCUCUAAACCGGUAUACAAGUGGUGUGCUGAAAGAAAACGAUGAAAGAGUUAAUAAUUCUGAGGUUCUUUUUUUCUUUUUCACAAUUUUGCAUAAUGAUUUAAUACUCUACUGGGUUGGAUCCGGAGUUGAAGAAUUUGCAUGUCUUAGAUGAAGCACCAACAUUGCUAGCUGCAGCAUCGAAUGUCUUACAUUAAGUGGGAUCACUACUGUUGCCAACAACUGUCGCUUUCUUGUUUAGAGUUCCUUUAUCAUGUAACCAUUUUCUUUACUCUGUUGAGUAUUCUUCCUUGUACCUUCGAUGUUCUGCGACUGGAUUUUGUAAGUCUUAUAAAUAUAUUCAAUUUUUGUUAUUUUAUCGGGUAA